CAAAAGAAAAUAUCAACAAUUGUAAAACGCCAUCUUUUAAUUACGUGCAUUUGCUAGAGCGACAAGUAAUCGGUACUUAAUAGCAAGUAAUCGCUAAAAUCACCUCAAAGUGUUGUUAUUUACUUUUUAUCACAAUAUGCAUGAGUUCAUGCGAUGAAAACUAAGUCAAUUUAUUUGUAUUGUUGCGAUUAAACCAGCAGCGGUGGUCGCGGUGCUCGGUCAUAAACGUUAGUUAUCUAAUAAAUUGUUGUGGACAAUAAAUCAAUAAAAAUGAGUGUUUUACAAAUGACUUCUCUGAAUUUAACGCGAAUGUCGAGGAACUGUGCAACAGGUAGCAACAAUACGAUUAUUAGCUUGUAUGCGGCAAUAAGAAAUUUCUCGGCCACUCCCGUCUUAGCCGAUAAACAUGAAUGCCAGGUGCUUGUAGUUGGAGGUGGUGCUGGUGGUUGUGCCGUGGCUGCCAAGCUAUCAAGAAAAUUGGGCCCAGACAAAGUUAUCAUAGUAGAACCGGCUGACAAGCACUACUACCAGCCUAUGUUCACUUUGAUAGGCGGAGGUAUGAAACGUUUGGAACAAUCAUUUAAACCAAUGGCCAGUGUUUUGCCAAAAGAUGUGAAAUGGUUGCAAGAGAAAGCUGAGCAAUUCGAUCCAAAGAAUAACACGGUAAUUACUUCGGGUAAUAAUAAUAUUAAAUACGAUUUACUGCUGAUAGCAAUAGGCUUGCAACUCAACUAUGAUAAGAUUCCUGGUUUGGUGGAAGCUCUUGCGAUACCUAAUGGCAAAGUUUGUUCCAUCUAUUCGCCCAAAUAUGUGGAAAAUACUUUGGAAUGUUUACGUCGAACAGAGAACGGCAAUGCUGUAUUUACCUUUCCCGCUAGCCCUGUUAAAUGUCCAGGCGCACCGCAAAAAAUUAUGUAUAUAUCCGAACAUUACUUUCGUAAAUUAAAUAAACGCGGUAAUAUUAACGUGAUAUACAAUACCGCACUACCUGUAUUGUUUGGAGUAAAGCAUUACGCAGAUGCGUUAUGGCCGAUUGUCAAAAAGCGCAACGUGACUGUCAAUACACGUACGAAUUUAGUAGAAGUUAAACCUGCAAUGGAUAUGGCGAUCUUCGAGAACUUGGAUAAACCUAAUGAAAAGUUUGAACAACAGUAUUCCAUGUUACACGUUGUGCCGCCAAUGAGUGCGCCUGAUCAGUUAGCUCAAUGCAAGGAUUUGGUAAACGAGGCCGGUUUUGUAGAUGUGAAUAAGUCGACUAUGCAACAUGUUAAAUAUAAAAAUGUGUUUGCUAUUGGUGAUUGCUCUGGAUCACCCAAUUCAAAAACCGCCGCUUCAGCAGCGGCCCAAUCCCCAGUGGUCUAUCGUAAUAUGAUAGCCGCCUUAGAAGGAGAAGAGCUUAAGGCCACAUACGAUGGUUAUGCUUCCUGUCCUUUGGUGACCGGUUAUCGUAGUUGUAUUUUAGCGGAAUUCGAUUAUGAUUUAAACCCGUUGGAAACAUUCCCCGUAGCACAAAACAAAGAACGUUACUCUAUGUUUGUAUUAAAGAAAAGCUUAAUGCCUGCUUUAUACUGGAAUAUGAUGUUGAAAGGUUAUUGGAAUGGACCAGCCAUGAUGCGUAAAAUAAUGUCGAUGUUUAAAUUCGGCAAAAAUUAAAAACUAUAUAAAAGUCAAUUUUUCAUCAAUAGUUUGUAAAAAUAUAAACGAAAUUCUAUAUGAAUGACGUAAUACGUCCAAUAAUGUUCCAUGGCGUACUUGUCGGUAUGUCGCGAUUACGACUAUUAAAAAUAUUAGCUAUAAAAACCUUUAUCAAGACUUGCAAAUCGUAAAUCGACCCACAUGGAUUGUUUGUGCAACAAGCUUUCCGAUAUCUGUUAUCUUCAAAGAAGAAGCUGAGCAAAUUCAA
Glossina fuscipes is the source of this 1903-nucleotide messenger RNA. RefSeq names its product sulfide:quinone oxidoreductase, mitochondrial (gene Sqor). The coding region runs from base 271 to 1653 and encodes 460 amino acids. The transcript has 7 exons. The record is from RefSeq and is a predicted model, not a curated record. Gene Ontology annotation, molecular function: FAD binding; sulfide:quinone oxidoreductase activity. Lineage: Eukaryota; Metazoa; Arthropoda; Insecta; Diptera; Glossinidae. Gene Ontology annotation, cellular component: mitochondrion.